AUGAGUAACCUCAUUCCUCCAGAGUGUCUUCAGCUUAUAUUCAAUAACUUAAAAGAUGAUCGUAUAUCAUUACAUUCUUGUCUUUUGGUGAAUCGAAAUUGGUGCAGAAUUACAAUCUGUAUAUUAUGGAAACAACCUUUUCAUCUAUUAUAUGCUUGUAACAGAACUCCUUCUGUAAAUAGAGGCCCUUCUGUAAAACGUCACUCUCAAGUAACUAAUUUAUUAGACUCUUAUAUUUCUUGUCUUAUACACCUUAACAAGGACAUUUUAGUCGAAAAAUCCAUUGUUGCUCACUCAAUUACUCCACCAAUGUUUAACUAUGUGCAAUUUUUAAAAUCUCUUGAUCUUUAUGAAUUAUAUAUGGCUAUUUAUGAUUAUAAAGAUUCUAAAUUAAAUGGAAAAAAGUCUCGCUUUCCUCUGACUUCAAAGUUUAAUAGUAUUCCUAGAAAACGUCCUCCUAUAAAAUUGGAUACUACUACUACUCAUUUAGUAACUUCUGAGGAUUGCAUAUUAGUUUUGAAUUUUUUUUUUCGUGAAAAUUUAUUUGAUUUGACGGAACCAAAUCAUAAUGAUGAAUAUUGUUGGAUGGGUAUGUUCAUGUAUAAAUUUUUCUUGGAACAUUCAAGUUCAAUUGACAAACUUUCAAUCGGUGCUAGAUCUGGUUCUAGUAUUUUAUCUUUAUCAAAUCAAAACUUUCAUUUAAAUAGAAAAUAUAUAAACGUAGAUGAUUGUUUAAUAAUUCCUCCUUGUUUAAAUUCUUCUAAUUGUUUACCAAAACUUACUAAAUUGGUUUGCACUACUCGUUAUCGGAAGGCUAAUUUUCUAUCAAGUAUCGCAAAGAUUUGUCAUUAUAUAAAAACUUUAAUAGUAAGAGUUGAUUGUGAUAUGACUUAUUCUUUAUCUUUUCCUUUAAUUCCAAUUUCAAGAAAUUCAAGAAUUAUUGAACAUGAAUCCGUAUCAGAAUUAAUUAAAUCUCAAAGAGGAUUAGUUCAUCUUGAAAUAAUAUCUUGUUCUAUUGGAUUAGGAAAUAUCAUGUCAGCUUUAAAAUCUCAAGUAGCUACUUUACGUUCUUUACAUUUCACCAAUAUAGAUCUAAGUUAUGUUUUAAAUCAUUUAACUUCUUUAACAAAUUUAAUUACUUUACAAUUUUAUAAUUGUUAUUCUACAAGAAUUGAUUUCUCUUUGGAUCAAGUAAUCAAUUUAUCAAAACUUGAAACUUUACAUUUUGAUGAAGAUAAUGACGAUUCUUCUUUUCCUUUAAAAUCUAUUCCUGUAAAAAUUGUUGAAACUAUUAUUGACUCUUGUAGUUUUAAUUUAAGUUGGUUACAUUUAGGAAAAUUAUCUUAUCCACUGGACUUGGAUGGUGUAAUUAAUCAGAAUUCUAUUAGAUUCAUGGCUCCGAGAUUUUAUAAUUUAACUUACUUCAAAAUUAAUAUAGAAUGUAAAGAACAAAUACCUCAAGUUAUUGAUCUAGUUAAAAAUUGUUCAUAUUUGGAAACUAUUAUAUUAUGUCAAAAAGGUUAUUUUGAAAAAUCUUUAAGCGUAUUUGAAACAAAUUAUAUGCUGGAAACAUUAAGAAAGAAUGGAUUACCUACUACUUUAAAAUGUUUUGCUCUACAUGGAAAAUGGUGGAUGUUUACUUGUGUAUCAUUGGAAAUUUUUCUCGGUUUAAAUAUAAAUUCUUUUGAACAGAAUUUUUAUCAUGGUAAAAAUCCUGUAUUUGAACUUGAUCUUACAGGUGCUUCUCAAUGUUUUACGAAUCAACAUCUUAAUGCUAUUUUAAAAGCAAAUACUUAUAGAUUGAUUGUUAAAAAAGUUUUAUUAUCUUCGUGUAUAUUACCAGAGAUGUUGAGUCCAGAGAUGAUAACUAAAGCAGGUGAUUUGAUUAAAAUAGUAAAACCCGAAUCUGAUAAAAUUGGGUGUAUCCAUUAA
Messenger RNA from Cetraspora pellucida, 1932 nucleotides. Lineage: Eukaryota; Fungi; Glomeromycota; Glomeromycetes; Diversisporales; Gigasporaceae. The record is from the annotation of a GenBank genome assembly.